AUGCAGAGACUGUCCAAGACUGAUGCUGCGCUGAGCGUACCGCAAGGCUCGUUGAACAACUCGGCCGGCGAGUCGCAGCCUACACCUAAUUCGUCUUUCCUGGUUGGCGUGACGGAAGACAAGAACAAGAAAUGUCGCCGUACCAUGGAAGACACACAUUCAUAUCUUUACAACUUUCUUGGCACCCCUGCGCCUGUACUCUCCUCGGACACCUCAUUAUCCAAGAAAAGCUCCAGAGAAGAUCGAAACAGUCUGAGCACCAUCCCCUCCAAUUCGGGCCAGCAUGUGGUAGAGACGGACAAUGGCUAUUUUGCUAUCUUUGACGGGCAUGCGGGCACCUUUGCCGCCGAGUGGUGUGGGAAGAAAUUGCAUGUCAUUCUGGAAGAAUUAAUGCGCAAGUAUCCUAACACGCCAGUUCCAGAGUUGCUUGAUCAGACAUAUACUUCGGCCGACAAUCAAUUAGAGAAAUUACCGCUUAAGAACAGUGGUUGUACAGCAAUCACUGCGGUCCUGCGGUGGGAAGACCGCGUCCCUACCAACCAUUCUGCUACGGGUUCUCAGGCUAUUGCAUCGUUGGCCGCUGCAGCAGCUAAAGAGGCAGAGAAGAACGAGAAGAACAAUGACUCACCGAAAGACGGAAAAGACUCUACCCCCAGAUCCAAUUCAACGGCUGAAGCGGCGGCAGCAGCGAUACAAGAGGCCAAGCAAAAAGCUACGCGACAAAGAGUACUGUACACCGCUAAUGUUGGUGACGCCCGAAUUGUAUUGUGUCGCAAUGGGAAGGCGCUUCGUCUGUCGUACGAUCACAAAGGAAUGGACGAAAAUGAGGGACGAAGGAUUUCUAAAGCUGGAGGCCUGAUACUGAACAACCGGGUGAACGGGGUGCUGGCCGUGACGCGAGCAUUGGGGGACUCGUAUCUCAAAGACUUGGUAACCGGGCAUCCUUAUACAACGGAAACCGUGAUUCAGCCUGACCAAGAUGAGUUCUUGAUCUUGGCCUGUGAUGGAUUAUGGGAUGUCUGCUCGGACCAGGAAGCAGUUGACUUGGUCCGCAACGUUAACGACCCACAAGCUGCCUCGAAAAUUCUAGUAGACCAUGCAUUAGCCCGUUUCUCGACAGACAACCUUUCUGUCAUGGUUGUUCGGUUCGAUCCGCAGAAGCUGCAACAAAACACUAAGAUGGACAUUGGGGUGGAGACGGAAACGACCAAAGACAAACUCGCGAUCAGCGAAGUUGAGAUGCUGGUGGGAGAAGCGCGGCGGCAUUCCGGACUGGUUCAAGAAGGGCAAAUUUCUGAUCAGGACUCGGAAGAAUUGAGGCAGUCGGUGAUCAAGGAACAGGAAGAAGAGGAUCAAGAAACGGGACCAGAGUAUACACCGGAGGGCCAAACCGAGGCUGAGAAGAUAUUGUCGGAGAAGAAAUCAGAGCAGGAGAAGAGCAGUGAAAGUUGA
Messenger RNA from Cladophialophora psammophila CBS 110553, 1452 nucleotides. Its product is annotated as protein phosphatase. The record is from RefSeq and is a predicted model, not a curated record. Gene Ontology annotation, biological process: protein dephosphorylation. The transcript has 2 exons. Gene Ontology annotation, molecular function: cation binding; protein serine/threonine phosphatase activity. Lineage: Eukaryota; Fungi; Ascomycota; Eurotiomycetes; Chaetothyriales; Herpotrichiellaceae. The coding region runs from base 1 to 1452 and encodes 483 amino acids.